GUAGCGCUCGUGUAAUAAAUAGUUAAAUACUGGCUAUUAUUUACGGAUAAAUGCCCAAUUCUGUCUGAUUAUUAUUUUACUAACGAUCUAAUUAUUUUGCCGACAAUAUAAAUAGAUUUAUAUAUAUAAAUAAAUCUGUUUAUUGUCGGAAAAAUGAUUUAAAUUGAUAGGUUAAAAUACUCGGUCAAUAACCUUCAAUGCAAACAAUAUUGAUCGAUAAAAUUAAGCCUUUUCAAUUAUUUUCGAUCCUCACCGAGUGAUUAAGAUGGUCACGUAUUGUGACCAUAUGGCUGUGGUCUUUGAUGGCAUCUCGUCAGUGUAAUGUCACUUACAUGCCGGUGGGUGAUGCAAUUGGGUGUAAUUGACCAGAUUAACAUUACAGUGAAGAAACAAUAAAAGCAGAAGAGAUUUACUCAGUUAUUGACGAUCUACUUUAAAAAUGCCAACUAUUGGGGUAAAACGUGAUUUACUGUUCAAAGCGUUGGGCAAGACAUAUUCCGAUGACGAGUUCCAAAACUUGUGCUUCAAGUUUGGUUUGGAAUUAGAUGAAGUGACAACAGAGAAACAAAUGAUAGCAAAGGAACAAGGUUCUGACCACGAUAUUGAUGCAUCCGACGAGAUCAUUUAUAAAAUUGACAUACCUGCUAACAGAUAUGACCUUCUGUGCUUGGAAGGUUUAAGUACUGGACUGCUUAUCUUUCUAAAUAAGAUAUCCAUUCCACGUUACAAGGCAAUAAAACCUAAGACAGGAAUGGAAAAGAUUGUAAUGACUUCGGAGUGCUUAAAAGUAAGAGGGCACAUAGUUGCUGCUGUUUUGCGAAACGUCACUUUAACGCAGGAUUCGUACAACAGUUUUAUCGAUCUUCAAGAUAAAUUGCAUCAGAACAUAGGGAGGAAGCGCAGUCUGGUCUCUAUCGGUACGCACGACUUGGAUACAAUUAAAGGCCCAUUCUUGUACGAUGCGCGGCCUCCGUCGGAGAUACGUUUCAAGCCGCUCAAUCAGACUAAAGAGUACACAGGAGAAGAAAUCAUGGAAUUAUAUGCAACGCAUGCACAACUCAAACAAUAUUUGCCCAUCAUAAAAGACAGUCCUGUGUACCCAGUGGUUUACGAUAGCAAUGGGGUUGUUUUAUCCCUUCCUCCUAUCAUUAACGGAGAUCACACGAAGAUCACGCUCAACACGAAAAAUAUUUUCAUUGAAUGUACCGCAACUGAUCUUACCAAGGCAAGGGUAGUGGUGGACACUAUAGUCUGCUCCUUUAGUCAAUAUUGUAAGACGAAAUAUACAGCUGAAAUUGUGGAAGUGAUAUAUCCCGAUAAUCGACUUUUUUAUUAUCCGGAGUUGAAAUAUCGGAUGGAAGAGAUAGACCACAAUACGGCGAUAAACUAUAUCGGCAUCAAGCGAACGCCAGAGCAGGUUGCGCAGUUACUGUCGAAAAUGUCCCUGAAAACUGACGUAAAGAAUAAUGAUAAAUUAAUGGUGGAGAUACCACCGACAAGACACGAUGUGAUACACUCUUGUGAUAUUUACGAAGACAUCGCGAUCGCCUACGGAUACAAUGAGAUAGAAAAGACCAUACCGCAUAUGUCGACUAUCGCAGAAGAGUUUCCGUUGAAUAAACUUACUGAUCAAAUACGAAUAGAAUUAGCACAGGCGGGAUUCACCGAAGCGCUAACCUUUUCUCUGUGUUCACGUGAAGAUGUGGCGGACAAGUUGGGACACAAAAUCGACAAUAUACCAGCGGUUCACAUAUCUAAUCCGAAAACUCUCGAGUUCCAGGUUGCGCGUACUUCACUCUUACCGGGAUUACUUAAGACGAUAUCUGCGAACAAAAAAAUGCCGCUGCCUCACAAACUGUUUGAGGUGUCCGAUGUUGUACUGCGGGACGAUACGGCGGAAGUCGGCGCGCGCAAUAUACGUCACUUAUGCGCGGUGUAUGCCAAUAAAUCUGCUGGUUUUGAGAUCAUUCACGGCUUGGUAGAUAGAGUGUUAUUAUUGUUAGAAGUGCCAUGGAGUACCAAUAAAAAUGAGGAUGGAUAUUAUCUGCGUGCAGCUGACGAUCCAACAUACUUCCCGCAACGAUGCGCUGAAAUUGUCUGUUACGGCAAAGUGAUAGGGAAGAUGGGAGUUUUACAUCCUGAUGUACUUUCCAAGUUCGAAUUGAACGUUCCGUGCUCCGCAAUGGAAAUGAACAUCGAACCAUUUGUAUAAUGCACAUAAAUACAUGUAAAUAAUGUAAACCUGUCACAUCUAACAAAAAGAAAAAUAAAAGUCUGUAGACUGCA
Molecule: messenger RNA, 2286 nt
Organism: Ooceraea biroi (clonal raider ant)
Lineage: Eukaryota; Metazoa; Arthropoda; Insecta; Hymenoptera; Formicidae
Gene: beta-PheRS
Product: phenylalanine--tRNA ligase beta subunit
Biological process (GO): phenylalanyl-tRNA aminoacylation
Cellular component (GO): cytoplasm; phenylalanine-tRNA ligase complex
Molecular function (GO): phenylalanine-tRNA ligase activity; ATP binding; RNA binding
Source: RefSeq, a predicted model, not a curated record